Elgaria multicarinata webbii is the source of this 1554-nucleotide messenger RNA. Its product is annotated as serine/threonine-protein kinase N1-like. The transcript has 12 exons. NCBI's taxonomy places the organism in Eukaryota, Metazoa, Chordata, Lepidosauria, Squamata, Anguidae. Gene Ontology annotation, molecular function: protein serine/threonine kinase activity; ATP binding. Gene Ontology annotation, biological process: protein phosphorylation. Bases 1 to 1554 code for a protein of 517 amino acids. The record is from RefSeq and is a predicted model, not a curated record.
AUGCGGUUCUUGAAGUGGCUGAAGAGGUGUUUCUGCUGCUGCUCAAGUUGCGGACGGAAGAAGAGGAGGAAGGAGGACAAGCACACCGGAGAUUCGUUUACAGGCCCAGGCCCCAGUGGCCAAGAGAAGAGCCAACUGGAAAGAAGAUCUCAGAGGACUGCCCUCAACAUCCAGGACUUCGAUUUCCUGGCAGUCCUGGGGCAAGGAGGUUUCGGGAAGGUCUUCCUGGCGGAAUACAGGCCCAGGAAGACGCUGCUGGCCGUGAAGACCCUGAGGAAGGCAGCAGUGCAAGACAUCAGGCGGCUGGAAACAGAGAAGCGGGUGCUGGAGGGCAACACGCAGCGGAAGCACCCCUUUGUCAUCCACCUCUUUGGGUGCUUCCAGACUGCCACCCACGUUGCCAUGGCGGUAGAGUACGCGCCCGGAGGAGACCUGCGGCACUACCGCCAGAAGAAGAAGAGGAAGCCUUUCAAGGAGCCCUGGGUCAGGUUCUGUGUCGGCUGCAUCACGCUUGGCCUGGAACAUCUCCAUUCUUCCAACAUCAUUUACAGGGACCUGAAGCUGGACAACCUCGUCAUCAAUCGGGACGGCUACAUUAAGAUCACGGACUUUGGCCUCUGCAAAGAAGGCAUCGGCUACGGGGACAGGGCUUUGAGUCGCUGUGGCACCCCUGAAACCAUCGCCCCCGAGAUCGUCAACCGCAAGCCGUACACCAGAUCCGUCGACUGGUGGAGCCUCGGGGUUGUCAUCUACCAGCUGUUCACCGGAAAGAACCCGUUUGAUGGAGACAACCUGAGACUGCUGGCCAACAUCAUCACAGCCCCUGUGAAAUAUCCAGCAGCUCUGUCGGAGGAAGCCGUUUCCAUCAUGUCCCAGCUAAUGCAGAAGAACCCCCAAGCUAGAUUGGGCAGCGGAAAGCGUGAUGCGGCUGACGUCAAGGGCCACCUCUUCUUCCAGGAGUUCGCGUGGGAAGACCUGCUCCAGCGACGGAUGACAUCUCCCUUCGGCCCCGUGGAAAAACAACACCGGCUUGACCCGAAGUCCGUCCGUGACAUCUCCCUUCUCAGCUCAAGUGCUGCAGAUGCCUUGGAGAUGCACUUCGAAGGGUUCAGCUGCAUAGCUGAGGGGGCUCUCUCCAUCAGCCCCAGCAGCCAGCCUCCAUCUCUGGCUCCAUCUUCUGUUGGCCAGUUCCCACCUGCGGCUUCACCUCCUCCCAGCCGGCCGCCAUCUCCGGCUUCAAGCACCGGGGCCGCUCCAUCCCUGCUUGAGCCCUCAGCCCUCAGCUGCAGCCUCUGGACGGACCCGGAGAGGAGGACGGACUGCGCCGUGGCCCGAGCAGCUAGCCUGCCAAACAUGUACGGCUCCCCGUCCCCUUCCCCAGGGAAAGGGCUGAGAUGGGUUCUGGCCGCUUCGGCGGAAAUGGAAGCCAGGGGCCCUGAUGCACGUUUGCUCUCCUUGCAGCUGCGGUCACCAGCAGGACUCCUCUUUGUCCCUUCCACGCGGCUCUUCAAGGUGCCAAACAACGGUACGCUUUCCUCUUUCCUCUCCCUUUAG